Rosa rugosa (rugosa rose) is the source of this 5055-nucleotide messenger RNA. Its product is annotated as protein WUSCHEL-like. The transcript has a single exon. The coding region runs from base 2080 to 2691 and encodes 203 amino acids. The record is from RefSeq and is a predicted model, not a curated record. Lineage: Eukaryota; Viridiplantae; Streptophyta; Magnoliopsida; Rosales; Rosaceae. Gene Ontology annotation, molecular function: DNA binding; DNA-binding transcription factor activity. Gene Ontology annotation, biological process: plant organ development.
AGUCCAUUAGAAUCUAUGGCACAUGAUCAUUGGAUUUUCAAAGAAUGAUGAGGUUUUGCAAAUACAGCCACGAAAUUCUGGAAUUAUCAAUUAAGCACUCGAAAAGAAAGUAUUUUAGCUCAACAGCUCACUUAGGGUCAAAUGAAUUAGACUUAAUCCUAGCAUGCUUAAUGAACCAAGUUACAAUCCUAUCUCAAAUCUUCAUACAAGUAUUACAAUGUCGAUUAACCACAGAAUUCAAUUAAGUCCUAUUUUGAUUGUGAAAACCUUCUGCCAUGAAUUCGUAGACAUGUUCAUCCUAGACGUUAGGAGCAUCCUAAGACUCAAACACACAAAAACACUCUAAAACCAACAUUUUUUUUUUUUUUACAUUUUAAUUUAAUUUCAACACCUAGGUACGGGAACAGGGAGUCUCGAUGUGCAAUGGGACUGAAACAGCUACCCUUUUUCAAGACUAUGUUUAAUCCAAUAUACCUUAGUGUAUCACAACAUCAAUUAAAAACACAAUAAAAACACAAUCCAACAUCAACUAUUUUUGUUUUUUUUUUAUUAUAUACUAACUACUAAAAACACAAUAAAACAAUAAUCCUUCCCCCAUACUUAAUUCAUGCAUUGUCCUCAAUGUAUAAACAAAUAUAAAGCAUGCAAAGCAUAAAUCAAGCAUAGAAGAGAAAGUUAACGCAAUGAAACCUAAAACAACUUAAAAUUCAUGAAAAUAAAAUAAAAGGAAGAGUUCAAGAAAGCAAAUCUGCGUUUGAUGGCUCCUCCACAGCUACAGUUGAAAUGGGUUGCCUCCCAUGCAGCGCUUAAUGUUUAAAGUCUUUCAGCCUAGACUUAUACCUCCAUUUACUCCUUUGGAGGAGCGGUAUGCGGGCGAGUGGCAGCCCUCUUGCUGGUUUCAGCCUCCGGAGGAGGGUCCUCAUGGUGUGAUGCAGUAGCGUCCUUGCGAGGAAACCCAGGAGGAUAACUCUGCAAGUUAUUGACUUCCUGAGCAAGCUUGUUUAUUGCAGUGUGACAGCGGAUCAAAGAGAAGUUCAUCUCAGAGAUGUAAUCGAUCAUGCAUGUGACUCUCCAAUCUGUCACCAUAAUACCAUCGCGGAGAGAGGAACGCAAAUCAUCAAUCGAAUCCGACAAGCUUUCCAGGGUGGCCACAGGCCGAGGAGCACGAGCAGCUGGUGAGGAAGAGGACUCUCCGGGAUGCAGUCUGGGAGAGCGACGAGCAGAGGACGGGGACUGCGGCUACGCUCACGUAUAGGACGAUGGUCCCCAGGACGAGUGAGGCCAGCUCUAGCGGCCGCUUGACGACCUUCUUCCUCCAAAGAGAGAACACGGCGUUGAUUGACGCCCAUGCGAGCAGUAACCUUGGUUCGAACCAUGAGGAAAGAGAAGGAAUUUGAAACUGCACGCUUAGACAAACCUUAGUGAAAUCUGGAGGAGACAAAAAAGGAGGUAUAUUAUAAAGCACAAAAUAGGGUAGAAAUCUCAACAGGCACACAGUUUUAACAAAGCUUCUCCGGGAAGGAGAAGAGUUAUGACAGUUCACGGCCCAAGAAACACGUAUGCACAUGAAAAACUCCCCCACGCGUAAAUAUUCCUUUCUUUUCCGUGAUUUACGGCAAUUAAUCUGCUUUCGGCUAUUGCUUAUCUGUCACAGAUCCUCGAGAACCGUUUGAUUCCCCCACGCGCUCCCCACGCGCCAAUAAUAAUCCGUGUUUUAGGGCAACUUUAAUCUUCUUUUCUGACGCUGGUUUGACUCUUCAUUGUUCAUCCAACGGUGGAGAUUGCAUGCUUUGUUCCUUUAAAUAAGUGCAUUCUGGAGAGGAGACUGUUCACGCCAAAAACCUCUCUCAGAGCUUCAGUCAUUCUCUCUCAGUUCUUCUCUCUCAGAUCUUCUCUCUCAGAUCUUCAGUUCUUCUCCUCGGUCCUUCCCUCUCAGAUCUUCAGUUCUUCUCCUCAGUCCUUCCCUCUCAGAUCUUCAGUUCUUCUCCUUAGUCCUUCCCUCUCAGAUCUUUAGUUCUCCCUCUGAUCUUCAGUUCUUCUUUUCUCAAAGCUUCAGAUCUCCCUCUCUAAUCUUCAGUAAUGGAACCACAAACCCAGCAACCAACCGAGGAUGGAGGAAGCAACAAAGCAGUCGGGAGCAGUGCUAACAUGCAUUGCAGGCGGAGCAGUACCAGGUGGGCUCCUACUACAGAUCAGAUAAGAAUCCUCAAGGAGUUUUAUGAUAAUGGAGGUAAGAACCCAACUCCAGAGCAGAUUCAGAGGAUCACUCUCCAGCUGAAACGGUACGGACAGGUUGAGAACAAGAACGUCUUUUAUUGGUUCCAGAACCACAAGUCUCGGGAGAGGCAGAAGAAGAAGUUAACUUCGGAUGUUCAUGUGCCCAUGCAAAGAUCUGGGCUUGUUGGUGGAUCCAUUAAUCUCAAUUUUGGGUCAAUUAGUUCUACUGGUGUUGAUGGAUCCAUUAAUCUCAAUUUUGGGUCAACUUGUUCUGCUGGUGUUGGUGGAUCCAUCAUGGAACAACGAGGAGAAGAUCACCAGGAGAUUGAAACCCUUCCACUGUUCCCCAUGCAUAGUGAGGACAUCUUUGGCAACAUGAAGAGUACUUUCGAAGGUGGUAGCGGCUAUGGCGGUGGCUCUCGUAUUUCCCUUGAGCUCAGCCUCAACUCCUACGGAGAUGCAGACAUGGCUUAGUAUAGAGUAUUAUUAUUAUUAUUAUUAUUAUUAUUAUUAUUUUUUUUUUUUGUAAAUAGCUGAAUUUAAUAAGACUGGAUGAAUGCAGUUUUUUUUUUUUUUAAUAUAUAGGACUCAAAAAUAAAAGACAAAUAUAUAUAUAGGACUCAAAAUGAAAGACAAAAAUAUUUAUAGGACUCAAAAUGAAAGACAAAUAUAUAAAUCUCUUCCCCCACACUUAAAUAUUGCAUUAUCUUCAAUGUAAUCAAUUAAAAGCAUGCAAUGAAAUAAGUAAGCAUAGAUAGAAGACAUUUACGAAAACAAAUCCUAAAAUAAAAACAAUAGAGAAAAAUUGAAAAAUAAAAAGAAAUAGGGAAAGAGAAAGCAAAUCUGAUUAUAUUCUGAAUUGGGUUGCCUCCCAAGUAGCGCUUGUAUUUUACGUCUUGCAGCCAGACGGUACCUACAUUAAAUAAAGUUAGUAACUAUAAUUAACAAAGAAAUACAAAAUAAAAACAAGUAUAACUAUUAAUUACAAACUACAAGUAUAAUUAACAAGUAUAUUGUACAUAAGACACAAGUUAAGUACACAAGUGAGUGUAAAACGUGAAAAACAUUUUUACAAGUAUAAUGUGUGAAACAACAAAAUAAUUUACACGUAUAGAGUAUUCACAAGUAUUUCUUUUGUUAUAAACAUUAUUGAUAUCGAAUCAAAUUCCAAGCGGUAAAUCAAGUGGACGUGCGGCCCAAGUAUAGUCGCCUAGACACAAACUCCCUUUCAAAUCGUUUGGGCAACCUUACUGAAAUGGCCAGGUGGGGGAGGACGAACACGAGAGGAAAAAUCCAUUUUGGCAUGAGCUACUCCCACAUAGUGGUUUAGCCCCAUUUGCAAGCACUUCUGGAUUCAAAAACCCGUCAUGAACGUUGUCCCCUUCCUAGACACCAUUCCACAUAGGCUAUACUUACUAAGAUGAAAAAGUUCAUAAGUGUGAAGACAGUUCAACAAGUGUUAAUAAAAGCCGCCCUCAACCUUAAGGGACCUGAGCUAGGUACCAAUAAGGGGUUUAGGCCAAUAUUAACAAAAGAGACUUCACCUAUUCCUCUCAAUUUACAACCUACAAUUAAAAUCCGUGUUCAAUAAUAUAAAUAACAUCCUAGUUAAUUUAAACUAAGUUUCAAACAAUUUAUAUACAACAAUUAUAAACAAAAACAAGUGAUUUUUCAAUCCCCGGCAACGGCGCCAAAAAUUGACGCGCUUAAAGCAGCACGCAAUUUAACCCUGUAAAAUGUCAUCGUUAGUAUAUGGUAAAUAGGGAUCGUUCUAUCCGGGGAUUGAGGGUACACUUGUAAUUGUGAAACAAAUAAAGAAAAGUAUUAUUUACAAAAAUAAAAUAAAGAAUAUAAAUAUAUACAAUUGUAUAAACAAAUAAAGAAUUAAAAUAAUAAAGUAUUAUUUACAAAAAUAAAAUAAAGAAUAGAAAUAUAUACAAGUAACGAAAUAAAAGGGGGGGGGGGUUUAAGAAUUAUAGAAUUGAAAAUUAAAAUAAAUAAAAUAAAGAAAAUAUAAAAACAUAUAUACAGGGGUGGAACGCAAGGAACAAAGAUCAAAACCACAUCCAUAUGAUUAAACUCAAUUCAAAUCCUAUAAUUGAUCAUCUAUGUCAUGAGAAAGAAGUCGAUCAUGUGAAACAUUUGAAGCAAAUGAUUUCCCAUAUUUUACUUUCCUUUACUAAUUAACCUAAGUGAAAGCACCUAGAUUAAUCCUAUUAAACAUGCAAUCAUAGUCUAGAAAGCUAGCUAAUCAAAACAUGUUCAAUGCAAGAAGCAUAGAGAAAGGUUAUCAACUUAAGUGCACAACCUAGUUAUGAAUAAGUUCACCUAUUUGCAAUCCUCUUCAAUUGAAUUCGACCUUUGUCCAAAGCCUUUACUACUUGUGAUUUAGGUUCACAAAACUAUUAGGUGAAUCGUUUACCUAAAUCUAGCACCAAUUACAUGCAAAUCCUAUAAGUGUUGACCCAAAUAAGAUAAACAUAUAAAAGUUUUCUAUCAAGCAAAUUCAAUCGAACAAACUCACAUAAGCAACUUAGAAUCACAAUUAUGGAAUUCGAAAACUUUAUUUAAACAUAGAAGUUGGGUUUAAACUUUACCCUAAACAUUAUUGUUAACUAGAAACAAGUUCAUAUGAAUUCAAACAAGGAAAACAAAAGAUCAUUACAAGGAAAAAGAAUGAAUUACACCGUGAGGGGAGAUGGAGAUGGAGAGCUUGAACGUUGGAAUCUUGAAUCUUGGAAGCAAGUCUUCAAGGUGGACGAUGGAGGCUAUGUCCUCACGGCUUCUUCUUCUUCUCUUUACUUGAAAAUGCAAAACUAAGAACUAGAGAAUGGAAAA